Messenger RNA from Seminavis robusta, 2331 nucleotides. The record is from the annotation of a GenBank genome assembly. Lineage: Eukaryota; Bacillariophyta; Bacillariophyceae; Naviculales; Naviculaceae.
CCCUUACUGACUGGCUGGCUAUGGAGACUUGCUAGUGUGUCCAGUUGAACACGGUAAAGGAUUUGACCAAAGAUGUUAAGGAUUCGAUUGGGGAAUCCAAUCAAAUCUCUUUUUGACAGUUGAGGGCAUCAGCCUCCGGCUGCUUGUUCUGAUACAUGAUGAAGACAUUGACCUGCUGAGUACAAGCACAAGAUCCUCCGAAAGCAAGGCACCACCAGAUAUCCGAAGUACCGUACCGUACUUGGUACUGUACCGCCGGAGUAAGGCAGGGUAGCACAAUGAGAUUGCGGACACCAGCUGCGUCUUUCAUCAUUCUUCUGAGUGUUCUUCAGUUGCAACGUUCCUUUGGAUUUUUGUUGCAGCAAGCGCAGAUCAUCACACCCGCUGCCUCCACCUCUUCUCGUCUUUACUACGAUGCAACAACGCAAAGCAACCAAAACAACAAAUUAUUUGAAACUAGCCAACGCCACAUUCAUGUGGGAAAUUUGGAUUGGAAUCGUUCCGUUGAUGCAGUGUCUCGAGAGCUUUCGCAGGCGGUUACAGCGACCAGGUGCAUUGGCAUUGAAUUGAAACCAAUAAAUUCAAACCGACCCCGAGACCGAGACAAGCGGCACGGUGGCAGUGCCGUCAUUGAGUUUGUCUCGACUCAACAAGCCAGUCAAGGGUUGAAAGCCUUGAAGAUUUAUUCGGACCAAAACGGCUCCAACUAUCGCUUGAAGUACGCAGUUCUGGUGAAAGCACAGGACCAUGAAAACGUUGUUGUGACCAAAGAACAAUUGCAACGGAGACGAGAACGAACGGCAAGCUAUGGACGACGAAGAAGAAGGGUUGCGGAACGUACAGAUCAAAUUGUUGCCAAAUUACUAACAAGUCCAAUGAUGCAAACCCAUAUUCCAGUGCUGCAAGCGCCUUUGUUGGAUUGGUCCAAGUGCCCUGUAGAUGUCGGGGAAACAGAUGGUGGUGGAUUGGUGGAGGGAAGCGAUCGUGCCCAACGAAAACGUGCCGCCGUCGAGGCCUAUUUGCCCAUUGUACAAGAAUUUGUGAGUGCCUGUCAUCAUCAUGGAACAACGAGGGAGAAGAAAUCCAAGAAUGUCCUGGUGGCGGACAUGGGGUGCGGGACAGGGAAUCUGGCGCUCCCUCUUCAAUGGUGGCUAGAACGGCAACAGCAGCAACGGCACGGGAAGAACAGCUACAACUACAACAUGGUAUGUGUGGAUCGGAAUCCCAAAUCUCUGGAGCGACUAGAGCACCGAGCGGCACGUGCAAACCUUUCUGUCCACGCUUUAGAGGAAGAUCUGAUGCAUUUGAUCAAUACUGCUGAUGAUGAUGCCAACAAUCAGUUGUUGUCCGGUUGCAACCUCGUUGUUUCGCUGCAUGCUUGUGGAGCUGCAUCUGAUAUGGCCAUGGCGGCGGCGAUAGCACGAUCCAUUCCCUUUGCUAUUUCCCCUUGUUGCAUUGGGAAGGUCAAUAGUUGGUACUCGUCGUCGUCGUCAGCAAUGAUGGGAACAGGCAUGCCCUCGCCGUUGCAUGACUUGUCCUACCCUCGCUCCAAGUGGCUUCAGGGUGCUAUUCAAUUAGAAGAGUACGAGUUGCUGGCCAAGGCAGCGGACUACGGAGUCGUUUAUGGCGAUAAAGCUACAGACGCGGAGCUCCAACGAAGGGAUCGCUGCCGAUUGGCAAAGCGAAUUGUGGAAAUGGAUCGUUUGCGUUGGGCAGAGGAGCAUGGCUACGAAAUAGGUAUGGUGGAGCUUCCUCGAAUUGGACCCCUUUACCCAAAGCGGGAGCUCUUGUUGGGUGCACCAAAAGAUAGCUCUGCCGCUGUUAAGCUGAAAAAGCUGCAAGCAAGAUGAUGAUGGAUUAUUCCUAUGCUGUGUGGGCAUGGCUCCGAGCCAUGGUGGGGCGUGUGCUCGUGGAAUCUGGAUAUCAACCACUGGAUGCCAACCAGAUUAUGCAACAACCUCCCGCUUGACAAACAUAGCAGCACUUCGCUUUCUUUGAAAGACCUCGACCCUGAUGCAAGCUUGGGGCAAAGGUAUCCACCAGUCCAAGCACUGGUCUGCCAUCCGGCGUACCAAUAUCGUACCGUACCGUAUUCGCAUAUUCAUUGGAUCUUGCCAAAGCAAGCGGUGUUGCAUGCGAACCUCACGUUGUUCCAGUGGCAUUGACUAGAUUGGCGGCAAUUUCGGUGUCCAUUGGUACAGCUGUAGGUUGCUGAGACUUAGAGUAUGGCUGACCGUUCACUGGGCCUAUUCCCGGCACAUCGACGGUCUGUGGAAUUGGGGAAAAUAGUAAUUGCAACAGCUUGGAUUUAGAUUACUCUACUGUCCUCAG